Messenger RNA from Castor canadensis (American beaver), 2588 nucleotides. RefSeq names its product RAB12, member RAS oncogene family (gene Rab12). Gene Ontology annotation, molecular function: GTP binding; GTPase activity. The record is from RefSeq and is a predicted model, not a curated record. Gene Ontology annotation, biological process: Rab protein signal transduction. Lineage: Eukaryota; Metazoa; Chordata; Mammalia; Rodentia; Castoridae.
UAGCUGCUUCCCUUCCUCCUCCCCCGGCAGCGGCGGCGGCGGCGGCGGCGGCGGCGGCAGGGACCCGGGCGCAGGGAGCCGGCCGCCGGAUCCGCUCGAGCGGGCGGACACCGAACCUCCGCACGCGGCGGAGGCCGGGGGGGCGCCGGGGCCCGGGGCGCGCAGCUGGCGGCGGGCCGAGCGCGAGCCGUAUGCCUGCAUGGAUCCGGGCGCCGCGCUGCACAGGCGGGCCGGGGGCGGCGGGGGCGGCCUGGGCGCGGGCUCCCCGGCGCUGUCGGGUGGCCAGGCCCGCCGGAGGAAGCAGCCCCCCAGGCCUGCUGACUUCAAGCUGCAGGUCAUCAUCAUUGGCUCCCGCGGCGUGGGCAAGACCAGCCUGAUGGAGCGCUUCACCGACGACACCUUCUGCGAGGCCUGCAAGUCCACCGUCGGUGUUGACUUUAAAAUCAAGACUGUAGAGCUAAGAGGAAAGAAAAUUAGAUUGCAGAUCUGGGACACUGCAGGUCAGGAGAGAUUCAACAGCAUUACCUCAGCUUAUUACAGAAGUGCCAAGGGGAUCGUGUUAGUAUAUGAUAUCACUAAGAAGGAGACAUUUGAUGAUUUGCCAAAAUGGAUGAAGAUGAUCGAUAAGUAUGCUUCAGAAGAUGCUGAACUUCUCCUAGUUGGAAAUAAGUUGGACUGUGAAACAGACAGAGAAAUCACCAGACAGCAAGGAGAAAAGUUUGCACAGCAGAUAACUGGGAUGCGGUUCUGUGAAGCAAGUGCCAAGGAUAACUUCAAUGUGGAUGAGAUCUUUCUGAAACUUGUUGAUGACAUUCUGAAAAAGAUGCCUCUGGAUAUUUUAAGGAAUGAGUUGUCCAAUAGCAUCCUCUCCUUACAACCAGAGCCUGAAAUCCCACCAGAACUGCCUCCACCAAGACCACAUGUCCGAUGCUGUUGAUUUGUUACUUCGGAGACAAAAGUGGAAACAAUUCCUAGAAAGGGGCAAAAACAUUCUAUUCUGCACUACAAUCAUUUUGACAAUUUCCUUCCGCACUUUGUAAUCCAAGUCAGAGCUAUACACUAACUUGUAAAUAUGCAAAUAUGCAAUCCUGGGUAAGUUUGGGUUAUAAGUUACAUAUUUCCCUCCAAAUUAUAUUUCCUGCAUUACCCCAGUGUCUAGUGUACACACACUGGGAGGCGUAGUACUUCUAAUAUGAAGAAUGGGAGAGAUGAGAGCUAUAAUAUUUCUUAAAUAAUAUAAUUGUCCUUGUUACUUAUACUAUGAGGACAGAAGAUAUUCUGAUAAGAGAGAAAGUGGUGCUUUGCUUAUUGUUUUAAAGAAAAUUUGUAAAACUAAAGACUUUUUGGGGAAAAAAAAAAAAGCUCUUAGUGCUUUUUCUUUAUUUACAAGACAUUUCCCCAGCUAUAGCAUCUUGAAAUAUUGGAGCGUUUCCACCACAAAGCAGAGCUCCAUCCAUAGCUGUCAUUGAAGGUUAUUUAUUCAUGCUACCUAAUGAUAGGGUAUUUCUAGUUAGAGGGCUGGAUUUGACUUGGUCCUGCCCUGCAGAAUCUCAUGGUUUUCCUAAUGGACAUACCCUGUGCUUUUAAAAACAACAGAGUCAAUAAAGGAAGAACUGUUGAACCAGGAGUGUAGCCCAGUGGUAGAGUGCUUGUGUAACAUGCCUGAGGCCCUGGGUUCUGUCCCCGGCACUGCAGUUUUGCAGAAACUGUAGAACAAGUUCUAAAAACCACGCUGCUGUCCUAAACAAAUCCUGUUCAAAGGAGUUUUAAAGAUACAUUUUACUAUAUCAAAGAACAUACAUGUAUUUGCUUAAAUAUUCAGUAUCUUUGUAAUGAUAAAAAGUUCUCCCCUUUAUGGUGAAGCUUAUUCCUAUUAAGCGUAGACUGUGUUCAUUUUUUUUUUUUUUUGGGUCUGUUAAUGAAUUUGUGAAUUCUAUCUUUGGUAUAUCUUUUAUUAAACUGCACUGUUUUGUUUAGUCAAGGUAAAUAAGUAAGUAUGUAUUGGAAUAACUUGGCGUAUCCUGAGUGUUGUGCUAUGAGAAGCAUCGUGGUCUUUCUACACUAAUGAAGUGCAAAUAAAAUUUUGUAUUUAUGAAUGACAAUUGAGUUACAACACUUAUUUUAAGUUGUACAUAUGGUAAUGUUAUUUUCAGUGUCCACAUUCUGAUCUUUUGAGUGUUUUAGAUUGGAAAAGUACCGUGUCCUCUGCUAUGGAGAAUAGUCUGGGGGCUUCACGAAGGGUUCAGCAUGAAAUUAUUGUAUGAUCCUGCAAUUUUCCUUCUAGCUGUGUAUUCUCAGGAGAGGGUGAUCAAGUAGCAAAUGUGUUUGUAACAAUGUCACAGCAGCAUUAUUCACAAUAGCCAAAGAGGAGGAACAACCCAGUAUCUAUCAACAGAAUAACAGUAAGGAAAAUACAGCUGUACAAACAGUGCAAUAUUAUUCAGCCUAAAAAAGGUAGGAGGUCCUGUCUCAUUCUACAGUGUGAAUGAACCUUGAAGAUAUUAUGCUAAGUAAAGUAAGCCAGUCACAGAAGGAUAAAUACUAUCUGAUUCCACUUUUGGGAGAGGUGCAGAGUCAUCAAAUUCAUA